Molecule: messenger RNA, 816 nt
Organism: Phyllotreta striolata
Lineage: Eukaryota; Metazoa; Arthropoda; Insecta; Coleoptera; Chrysomelidae
Source: the annotation of a GenBank genome assembly
AUGUCGUUCAAGUUUCCCGAAUUGUGGACGGAGAGCAGCAACGCCGCCUUCGCCUUGGUGAAGGACCACCUCGAUAAAUGCCAGCAUCUGAUAAAAUGGAAGCAAUCGGAAUCGAUCCUGGAAAUCGGCUUGGGCACCGGCCACAAUUCCCUCAGAACGUUGUUUCCCCUGCUGCCCGACGACUACAAAGAAUUCAUCGGCAGCGACACCUCCGAAGAAAUGGUCGAAUUCGCCAAGAAGCACUUCAACAUACCCAAAUCCACCGUGAGAAAAUUGGACGUGUGCGCUGGCGUUCCCAUCGAGUUCGAGGAACGAUUCGACCACGUCUUCGGGUUUCUGGUGAUGCACACGGUAAAAACCCCAAGAGAAGCGUUCGUGAACAUCAAACGCAUGCUGAAGCCCGGCGGUUCGGCGUUUCUCACGUUCUUCGAACGAUCCUCGGCCCAAAAGGCGUUCGAGAAGCUGAAGGACAGCACCAAAUGGAGCCGGUACGUGCACGAGGAGUCGCCGUUUCCUUAUAGUUACUCCGAAAAUCCACGCGAGGAUUUCGUGAAAGAUAUCGAAAGCGUCGGUUUCCAACAGUAUGAAUUGAAACCGGUGAAUGAUACGUACGAAUUCGGAGAAGAAGAGUUUAUUGAUCUGCAUUUGGCUGUGAAUCCGGCUAUUCCGUUUAUCCCCAAAGAAUUGCAAGAGGAAUAUAAAAAAGAUUAUAUUAAUGAAUUAUACGAAACACCGAUGUUCACAGUAAAAACUAACAACGGAAGGAAAACAAUCGUAAUGAACUCUAAAAGUCUUAUUUUAUACGCUACUAAAUAA